GACGUGGCAAUUACGUCCACCUGUUAUCCUGCCUCGCCUUGUGAUUGGUCAUCAGAAACUCUGUGACGUUUCUUUCAUCGCUUCCUCCGAAGAAAGCACAACAAAAAUAAAUAAAAAAAAGAGCUGUGAGAUUGAGAUUUGAGAUCAUCGAAAGCAAAGCAAAGCAAAGCCAUGGACGCUAUUGAUUCCGUCGUCGAUCCUCUCAGAGACUUCGCUAAGGAUAGCAUUCGUCUCGUUAAGCGUUGUCACAAACCAGAUCGCAAAGAAUUCACGAAAGUUGCUGUUCGUACAGCGAUUGGGUUCGUUGUGAUGGGAUUCGUGGGCUUCUUUGUGAAGCUCAUCUUUAUUCCAAUCAACAACAUUAUCGUCGGUGCCACUUAGGUAUGU
This is a messenger RNA of Raphanus sativus (radish), 387 nucleotides long. Its product is annotated as protein transport protein Sec61 subunit gamma-1. The transcript is spliced from 2 exons. The record is from RefSeq and is a predicted model, not a curated record. NCBI's taxonomy places the organism in Eukaryota, Viridiplantae, Streptophyta, Magnoliopsida, Brassicales, Brassicaceae. Gene Ontology annotation, biological process: protein targeting; post-translational protein targeting to membrane, translocation. Bases 172 to 381 code for a protein of 69 amino acids. Gene Ontology annotation, cellular component: membrane; Ssh1 translocon complex. Gene Ontology annotation, molecular function: transmembrane protein transporter activity.